AUGUCGGGAGGGAUCGCGCGGGGACGUCUCGCUGAGGAGCGCAAGGCCUGGCGGAAGAACCAUCCCCAUGUCCGCUCCUUCUCCUUCUCCUCCUUCUUCAUCAUCAUCUUCUUCUUCUCUUCUUUGUUCCUUUCUUCCGUCUUCUGCUACAACUGCUGCUGCUGCUCUCUUCUUUCUUCCCCUUCUCCCGAUAAAUACAGUGGCUAAACUCAUUGUUCUGCUUCGUUUCCUCUCUCUCUCUCUCUCUCUCUCGUUGUCGGUGAUGACUAGGGUUUCGUCGCGAAGCCGGAGACUCUGUCUGACGGCUCUGUGAACCUGAUGGCCUGGCACUGCUCCAUCCCCGGCAAACAAGGGGUAACGUUCUUUGACGAACCCUCUCCCCCUCCCCCGACGGUUCCGCCAUUGGUUUUUCAUGCAGUCGAAAGGGAUUGCCCUUCGACCGGCUCUCGCCCUUCCUCUGGUCUGGGCCUCGAUGUACUUUCCUUCUCUUUUUCUUUUUUCCUGUGCGUGUGCCCUCUGCUUCAUCUCUGCAGUUGGGCGAGAACGGAGUUAGCAACCGAUCUCGCGUGUGGCUGAAUCACGGUGGCCGUUGUGUUGGUAUAGAAUUUCCGUCCGAGUGUUGAUGAUCUCUCGUAGGAGGGGCGUAGGUUGUCGUCUGAAACCAUAUAACGGCCACCCUCUCUUCGGAUUUCCUCCACAUUGAUUUCUUGCUUUAUGUUUGGUGCUCAUGAGGCUCGAUCCCUGGCUGUCAAUGAGGGAACCCAGGUAGACGAGAGGCUAGCCCCCCCACCAUUUUUUUUUUUCUUUCUUGCAAUUAUGGAUCAUCUGAUCAAAUCCAAUCGCCCCGGAAGACCCCAGGUUCAGGCUCAGCCUGAUCGUUGUGGAGUUGAGAUCGCUCGUCACCGGCUUUGAAUCAAGAAAGCCGAAAACCCCCUGUCCUCUGUGAAAAAGGAGGAUCGGCGGCGCAAUGGAGGGCUGCAGCAGCAGCAGGAGCUUGCACAACCUCGAUUCUUGCUGCCUUCUCUUCGCCCUUCACCUUCUGCGUACUUUCUGUUCAUACCCGCAGUAUCUAGGCACAUCACGGCGGUGGUUUUGGCGACGCACGACCCGAGAUUGAUCACAGGAAAGCUUAGGCUUGAUGGGUCUCCCUCCAUACGAGGCUGUGCUGCCGUGCAGUGGUGUAAUGGAGGAGAGCACGCGCCGGCCUGUUCUCUGUGUGGAGUUGAUUCUUCUGAACUGGCGAGUCUGGGGUGCUUCACCAGCUUCGGUGCGAAAUGUCAUCUCACGGGUCGCUCAUCCGGAUUUAGAUUAUGUCUAAACUUUCUGGGACCGAAUGUUCGUGCACCCCCCUUGUGGAAAGGAGAGGAAGAUUCUAGGGUGAAAGGUCAAAGUCUCUGAGGGAGGGAGGGUGGGAGAGUGAGAGCUUCUCUUUGUCUUAGUGUGUGUUUCGCUUCGCUGGAUAUGUUUUGUCCACUGUGAAUUCGCUUUCUUCAGCGAGCGUCGUCAGGAAUGAGCUCUCAUGGUUUGGACCUUCCUUUCUAGCAGACUGACUGGGAUGGCGGUUCCUAUCCGCUCACUCUCCACUUCAGCGAGGACUACCCCAGCAAACCCCCCAAGUGCAAGUUCCCGCAGGGCUUUUUCCAUCCUAACGUCUAUCCUUCUGGAACGGUCUGCCUCUCCAUCCUGAACGAAGACAGCGUGAGUCCCCCCCCCUCCCUCCCUCUCUCUUUCUCUCUUUAUUGUAAGAUUUAGAGAUUGGAAAGGACUCGGUGGUGUUGGUGGUGGUGGCGAAAGAGCCCUGGCGAGGCCAGCGCUAAUAAAGGGCCGGCCAUUUUUCAGGGGUGGAGGCCCGCGAUCACCGUGAAGCAGAUUCUGGUGGGCAUACAAGACCUGCUGGACCAGCCAAAUCCGGCCGAUCCCGCCCAGACGGAUGGAUACCAGCUCUUUAUCCAGGUACGCCCCCCCCCGCCCCCCCCCAACCCACUGACCUGGGCCCUCCUUCUCCCUCCCUUCUUCUCACUCCCUCCUUUUCCUCGGUUCUCUGCAGGACGCGGUGGAGUACAGAAGAAGGGUUCGGCUGCAGGCGAAGCAGUACCCGUCGCUCGUCUAA
This is a messenger RNA of Spirodela intermedia, 2110 nucleotides long. The record is from the annotation of a GenBank genome assembly. NCBI's taxonomy places the organism in Eukaryota, Viridiplantae, Streptophyta, Magnoliopsida, Alismatales, Araceae.